This is a messenger RNA of Arxiozyma heterogenica, 555 nucleotides long. RefSeq names its product NEDD8-conjugating protein UBC12 (gene UBC12). Bases 1 to 555 code for a protein of 184 amino acids. Lineage: Eukaryota; Fungi; Ascomycota; Saccharomycetes; Saccharomycetales; Saccharomycetaceae. The transcript has 2 exons. The record is from RefSeq and is a predicted model, not a curated record.
AUGAAACAUAAUGAAUUGAAGCAGAGAGAAGAAUCUCGUAACAGUUCUACUGUUUCCUCAAAAUUAUCUCCUGCUCGAGUUAGACUUGCAAGAGAUAUCAAGGAUUUAGUUUUACCCCCUACGGUCAGUGUACAAAUAAUAAACUCACCGGAAGAUACUCAAAAUCAUCCACCAUUAAUUCAUAUAACCAUCUCUCCAGACGAUGGUUAUUAUUUUGGUGGUAGCUUCAAAUUUAGUUUAACCAUUAACGAAAACUACCCAAUUGAUCCACCUAAACUUUUAUGUUUAAAUAAAAUUUUCCAUCCCAAUAUUAGUACUGACGGCAAAAUUUGUUUAAAUAUUUUGAGAGAAGAUUGGACACCUGCCCUUGAUCUGCAAACAAUUGUUAUUGGUUUGCUAUUUCUAUUUUUGGAACCAAAUCCAUUAGACCCACUAAAUAAAGAAGCUGCACAACUAUUAAGCGAUGACAAAAUUAAUUUCUACGAAACUGUAAGGUUAACAAUGGCAGGGUCAGCACUUAACAACAUUAAAUAUGACUGUGUUUUAUCUAUUUAA